Molecule: messenger RNA, 2076 nt
Organism: Oreochromis aureus
Lineage: Eukaryota; Metazoa; Chordata; Actinopteri; Cichliformes; Cichlidae
Product: transmembrane protein 82-like
Exons: 6
Coding region: 56-1096 (346 amino acids)
Source: RefSeq, a predicted model, not a curated record
GUUUGUAGCACCACUUUGAGUGUUAUUGCUGAAACGUCACAAGAACAUCAUAAAGAUGUUUCUCUCCUUGAUCCUGGGAACCACUGGAUGGACACCUUUUGAUUCAAAACCAUUUGACUGCUUUCUUCAAGGGCUCAUAGGUGCAUGUGGAAUAUCAGUGCUGUACAACCUGCUGAGAGUUUACAAUUUUGUUCAAAAUUGCAAUGAUUCUGACUCUGGAAAUGGAAGCAAACCCAGGUCCUCCUCACUGAUCACUCCUCUGAGAGGAAACUGGAGAUCAGCCCUCCAGUUCUGGAUUCUGACUGUUGUCCUCUCUCUGAUGGGCUCGAGGGUUUUCUCCCUGAUAGUGCUGGAGUUUUCCCUCAGGGCUGUUUCUACCUGGGCGUCAGCUGGUCUGGAUGCCAGCGGCAGAGGUCUAGACAUGAUCCUAAUCCAGAGCCAGUUCUCCCUGGGUUGUAGCCUCACCGGUACUCUGAUCUUCCUCCAACAGGGGGCUCCACACAGCUUCCUCAGCUUAUUUCUGGCAGCUGCUCUCAGCUGGAAACUGGCAAGCUUGAGCCACAGUCUGUGGAACCAUGUGGCCAGACUCUACCCGCUGCACAGCACUAAACAUUACUGUGGGAAGUGCAUCACUCUUCUAACCUCCGGACACACCAUACUGGCUUCACUGCAAAGAGCGGUUGUCUUGGCUUUUGCUGUAGCAAGUGUUGCUUCCACCGCUACGGUUUAUGACCACUUCCUGUCCCAGAAGGAUGCUAUGAAGUUCUGGACUCUGCUGACACUCUGUUACAUUAUGUUGCUCGUGUAUAUUCAAGGUGAUGAGGACGAGCAUCGGCAGACGGGCACAGCGGCCCUCCUGCACUCUGUAGUUAUGCGGCUGGGAGCCUUGCUGGUCCUAAUGCUUGCAAUGGGAUACUGGUCUGAUGUGUUUCAAAUCCUCAUCGCGUUUCUGGGAGAAGCAGUCUGUCUGUUGCCUUCUUGGGAUCUUCUGCAGGCUUUGCUAAAGGAAGAAGAAGAGGAAUCAAGCUUGAGCAGAUGUGACGAGCGCUCCAGUCACAAAAGAACCACAAUUAAAACAUCAUCACGUGGCAGAUAACGGUGCACCCAAACUCCACCACAAUGAUUAUCAUUGACUGUGUGUCAAUGGAAAAUUGUACUUAGUACUCUUAAAGGCUUUAAUUGACUUCUUGCUGUUUUGGGGUCUUAUAUUAAACAGAAAUAAUAUAAAAAAUAAGCUGAUUUAAUAUUUAAUGUCCAGCCAUUUAUUCUUUUUUCACUAAUCCAAGUCAGGCUUGUGUGGGAGCUGGAGUCUGUCCCAGCUUUUAUGGGGGGAGAGGCGGACAGCUUGCCAGUCUAUCACAAAGAUAACACAGAGAGACCUACUUGCUUGUCUUCGGACUGUGGGAAGAAUCCAGAGAGAACCAACACAGGCACAGAACAUGUAAACUCCACAUAAAGAGAGGCAACAGUGGUAACCACUAAACCACUGUGCCACCCAUACUCUGUUUUAAAUGAUGGAAGCCAGAUAUCUGAAAAGAUUUCCAAGCAGCAUAACAGAAAUGAUGUAUUCAGGAUGAUGGUCUUCAACACUGAGACACAUCUGUACAACAAUUUAAGUAAUCUAGUGAUGUAAAGCAGGAUGGGGACUGUGGAUGAGCAGGAUACUGAUGAAAUAUACUGCAUAUUUAAAAUAAAAUGCUGUUUGCUGUGGUCAGAGACUGAAACAAUAAAAGUGCUCGUUACUAUAACAGAGAAGCGUUUGCCACUUUUCUGAUCACACUACUUUGGAGAACAGUAGAAGUACUGAUUAGUUACAGCUCAUUUAUUAUAAUUCAAUAAUGUUUCAGUGAAGUUUACUGUGAUUUUUUUCAUAAAAUAUUCAGUUAUUUAUAUUUUAUUGUUAAAUGAACUGAAGAGAAACUGUUGAUGUGUUUAUUAAAGGAUGGCUGUAAUCAGGGCAUUAACCCAGUGAGGUUAACUAGUUUAAAUAGUAAUCAGUGUGUGCUAGUAAGAAUGAAUGUGCAAGUUUUGUCCUCUGAUUACCAAGACUUUGAAGUACAAUUAAAAAAUAUAUAU